Messenger RNA from Benincasa hispida (wax gourd), 561 nucleotides. Its product is annotated as glutaredoxin-C3-like. NCBI's taxonomy places the organism in Eukaryota, Viridiplantae, Streptophyta, Magnoliopsida, Cucurbitales, Cucurbitaceae. The record is from RefSeq and is a predicted model, not a curated record.
CAUCACCAAAACAAAAACCCCAAACUCACAAAACCAACAAAACCAACAAAACCAUUCCUUUUUGGUUCUUCACAAUCUCACUCACUACAAAAAUGAUGCGUUACCAAGCAGAGCGUUCAUGGGAGUAUUACAUGCCGGCGACGGCAGCAGCGGCAGCGAGAGACCCAGUGGACCGAGUAAUCCGGCUGGCGGCGGAGAGUGCGGUGGUGAUAUUCAGUGUGAGCAGCUGCUGCAUGUGCCACGCCUUGAAACGGUUGCUUUGUGGAAUGGGCGUGAGCCCAACGGUGUACGAGCUCGACCAUGACCCCAGAGGAAAAGAAAUUGAAAGAGCUUUAAUGAGGCUCGUCGGAGCCGCCUCGCCGCCGGUCCCCGUCGUCUUCAUCGGCGGGAAACUUGUGGGGUCCAUGGAUAGAGUUAUGGCUUCUCAUAUCAAUGGCACUUUGGUCCCUCUUCUCAAGGAAGCUGGUGCCUUAUGGCUCUAGAAAUCUUCCCCCCCCCCUUUUUCCUUUCCUCAAUAUAUAAUUUUUUUCUUUUUAAUUUUUUCUUGUUGGCCCAUUUUUU